AUGGAUUUCACCAAGUUUCUCGCGUGCACUUUGAUGUUUCUGUGUCUGGAAGUUCUUAUCACGACGUCCGGUUCAGCUACACCUUCCCGCUAUGAAUCUGACGAGAGCAAUUCGGCCAGAAUAUCCAGUGAACAUCGACUACAUCUUAGAAUACAACGGGGCCUGAUCAGUCGUCUCAAGAACAAACUGGGCCACCGCAAACGGCAUGGCCUUCCACACCAUCCACGGAAUCCACAAUCCGGCGGCAGUGGCGUCACGAAGAUUACGAUCCAGAAACCAUCAAAUAUUGAUCGCGGAUUGCAAGCAAUCCAGACCGGCGCAGACAUCUUUGGACACGGUGUGCAGCUGAAACACAUUCUGCAGCAGAAGCAGCAGCAGCAGCAGCAGCAGCCUAGCUAUGUUGAUGUCGGUGCUAAACACGAAGUUGUGAAGGUUCCUACAUUUUACGUAGCACCUAAACCGAACGUGCCACACAAAAAGAAUUCAGCAUCUGGGAUCGCUGUUUCUUUGAAGGUGAUUGUUGCUGUGUUUAUUUACAAGAACAUACUUACUGACUAUCUAGCAUAAAUAAGCACUAAGGAACUAUAUGGAAUUUAGUUCGUGUUCCGUUUAAUUGGAGGACUGGAAGAUCAUUCGUGUCAAACUAAUUUUGUGUAUAAUUGUUAUUAAACAUUUGUUUUCUGAAACUUUCCGCAAUCUUGGAUUAAAUUUGCUGAUAUAAUAUUACGUGAUCCAUCUGUUUCUCGAGUUCCAUUAUGACUAAUGUAUCUACCUACGGUGUCUGAAUCUUAG
Gigantopelta aegis is the source of this 792-nucleotide messenger RNA. RefSeq lists its product as uncharacterized. The transcript is spliced from 2 exons. Bases 1 to 567 code for a protein of 188 amino acids. NCBI's taxonomy places the organism in Eukaryota, Metazoa, Mollusca, Gastropoda, Neomphalida, Peltospiridae. The record is from RefSeq and is a predicted model, not a curated record.